GCAGCAAUUGAAAGAGGUCUCUGUUCCUGAAGGAGGGGCCAUGGCCUCCAUGUUGCUCACCCGGCGGCUAGCCUGCAGCUUCCAGCACAGCCACCACCUGCUCAUGCCAGGAUGCAGACUCAUCAGUCAAGCCGCAGCCAAAGUCGACAUUGAAUUUGACUAUGAUGGGCCUCUGAUGAAGACGGAAGUCCCCGGGCCUCGGUCUCUGGAGUUAAUGAAACAGCUGAAUAUAGUUCAGAACGCAGAAGCCGUGCACUUUUUCUGCAAUUACGAAGAGAGCCGGGGCAAUUACCUGGUCGACGUGGAUGGCAACCGAAUGUUGGACCUGUAUUCCCAGAUCUCCUCUGUCCCCAUUGGUUACAGCCACCCUGCCCUGGUGAAAGUCGUCCAGCAGCCUCAGAAUGUGAGCACAUUCAUCAACCGACCGGCCCUGGGAAUCUUGCCCCCUGAGAACUUUGUGGACAAGCUCCGCGAAUCCUUGCUCUCGGUGGCUCCCAAAGGGAUGUCCCAGCUCAUCACCAUGGCCUGUGGUUCCUGCUCCAACGAGAACGCCUUCAAGACCGUUUUCAUGUGGUACCGGAACAAGGAGAGAGGGCAGAGGGGCUUCUCCAAGGAGGAGCUGGAGACGUGCAUGGUCAAUCAGGCCCCCGGGUGCCCGGACUACAGCAUCCUCUCCUUCAUGGGCGCGUUCCACGGGAGGACGAUGGGUUGCUUAGCGACCACGCACUCCAAAGCCAUUCACAAGAUCGACAUUCCUUCCUUCGACUGGCCCAUCGCGCCCUUCCCCCGGCUGAAGUAUCCUCUGGAGGAGUUUGUGAAAGAGAACCAGCAAGAAGAGGCGCGCUGCCUGGAAGAGGUGGAAGAUCUGAUCGUGAAAUACCGGAAAAAGAAGAAGACAGUGGCUGGAAUCAUCGUGGAGCCCAUCCAGUCCGAGGGCGGAGACAACCACGCGUCCGAUGACUUCUUUCGGAAGCUGCGAGACAUUGCCAGGAAGCACGGCUGUGCCUUCUUGGUAGACGAGGUCCAGACGGGAGGUGGCUGCACGGGCAAGUUCUGGGCGCAUGAGCACUGGGGCCUGGACGACCCCGCAGACGUGAUGACCUUCAGCAAGAAGAUGAUGACGGGGGGCUUCUUCCACAAGGAGGAGUUCAGGCCCAAUGCUCCCUACCGGAUCUUCAACACCUGGCUGGGGGACCCGUGCAAGAACCUGCUGCUGGCCGAGGUCAUCAACGUCAUCAAGCGGGAGGAUCUGCUGAGCAAUGUCACCCACGCUGGCAAGGCCCUGCUCACAGGGCUGCUGGACCUUCAGGCCAGGUACCCCCAGUUCAUCAGCAGAGUGAGAGGACGAGGCACCUUCUGCUCCUUUGACACUCCAGAUGAGUCGACGCGGAAUAAACUCAUCCUCGUUGCCAGAAAUAAAGCCCUGCCAGUGCCAGACCUCACCCUUUGCCUCUCCUUCCAGGUGUGGUGCUGGGGGGCUGCGGUGACAAAUCCAUCCGUUUCCGUCCCACACUGGUCUUCAGGGAUCACCACGCUCACCUGUUCCUCAACAUAUUCAGCGACAUCUUAGCCGACUUCAAGUAAAGAAACCAUUCCCACCACAUGCGGAGAAAGCCCCAAUCUCAACAGUCGUCAAAUUGAUUAGUUUGCCUAAUUCAUGUCUUCACUUAAAGGACCAGA
Ochotona curzoniae (black-lipped pika) is the source of this 1680-nucleotide messenger RNA. RefSeq names its product 4-aminobutyrate aminotransferase (gene ABAT). Bases 41 to 1570 code for a protein of 509 amino acids. The transcript is spliced from 15 exons. The record is from RefSeq and is a predicted model, not a curated record. Gene Ontology annotation, molecular function: pyridoxal phosphate binding. Lineage: Eukaryota; Metazoa; Chordata; Mammalia; Lagomorpha; Ochotonidae. Gene Ontology annotation, cellular component: mitochondrion. Gene Ontology annotation, biological process: GABA catabolic process.